Messenger RNA from Erythranthe guttata (spotted monkey flower), 2288 nucleotides. RefSeq names its product hapless 2 (gene HAP2). Lineage: Eukaryota; Viridiplantae; Streptophyta; Magnoliopsida; Lamiales; Phrymaceae. The record is from RefSeq and is a predicted model, not a curated record.
AGUUAUGUGCCAAAAACCAAUUAAUAAAAACUCAAGGGAGUCGCUUGCAAAAUAACAAUCCAACACAAAACCCCGGAUGCAGUUAUUCGCCCGCCAAAACGGUUUUUCCUUUGCCUUCAAAAUCCCCAAAUCAAACCCACCGUCUCCACACUUUUCCGUAAUUUUUAUUUUUUUUCAAUCAAUCGAUCAAUUCCGCCAUGAAAACCCUAAUUCUGGUAGCGAUUACCUUGUUUUUACUCUCCCAGAGCAGCGUCUCCGCUAUACAAAUCCUCUCCAAAUCGAAACUCGAGAAAUGCGAAAAGGUCUCGGAAUCGGAAGGGCUCAACUGCACUUCGAAGAUCGUUAUCGAUUUGGCUGUGCCCAGCGAAUCAAGUGGGAGGGAGGCGUCGCUGGUGGCGGAAAUAGUAGAAGCGGAGGAGAACUCCACCGACAAUAUGCGCACGCUUCGAGUUCCUCCGGUUAUAACUAUCAAUAAAUCCGCUGCUUAUGCGUUGUACGAGCUAACAUACAUACGGGAUGUUGCUUAUAAGCCCCAAGAAUUUUAUGUUCAAACACGAAAAUGCGAGCCUGAUGCUGCUGCAGAUGUUGUUAAAAUGUGUGAGAGGCUGCGAGAUGAGAAUGGUCACAUUAUUGAGCAUACUCAGCCAACUUGCUGUCCUUGUGGAGACCAGCGCAGGGUCCCAUCAUCAUGUGGAAACUUUUUUGACAAGUUGAUGAAAGGGAAGGCAAAUACAGCACAUUGUCUACGUUUUACAGAUGAUUGGUUCCAUGUGUUUGGCAUUGGACAGCGGUCUGUUGGAUUUAGUAUACGCAUUGAGGUUAAGACAAAAUCGAAAAUAUCGGAAGUUAUUGUGGGUCCUGAGAAUAGGACUGCAAUAUCUGGUGAUAAAUUUUUGAGGGUGAACCUGGUUGGAGAUUAUGUUGGAUACACUGAUAUUCCCUCAUUCGAUGACUUCUACCUCAUUGUUCCAAGACAGGGUGGUCCGGGUCAACCUCAAAAUCUGGGGAGCAAUUUUUCCAUGUGGAUGCUCCUUGAACGAGUCAGGUUUACACUAGAUGGUCUUGAAUGCAACAAAAUUGGUGUCAGUUAUGAGGCUUUUAACACGCAACCAGACUUUUGUGCUGCACCAUUUUGGAGUUGCUUGCAUAAUCAACUGUGGAACUUUUGGGAUGCAGACCAGAACAGAAUUAGCCGGAAUCAGGUUCCUCUUUAUUGCGUGGAAAGAAGGUUUGAGAGGAUAAACCAACAUCCAAAUGCGGGAAGUCAUGCAUUUUCCAUAGGCAUCACAGAAGUUCUUAAUACAAACCUUUUGCUGGAACUGAGAGCUGAUGAUAUAGAAUAUGUGUAUCAAAGGAGCCCAGGCAAAAUUUUGGCCAUCACUGUGCCAACUUUUGAAGCUUUGACACAAUUUGGGACUGCAACAAUUACAACAAAAAAUAUUGGUGAAGUUGAAGCAUCCUACAGCCUUACCUUUGAUUGCUCAUCUGGUGUCAGCCUAAUGGAGGAACAAUUUUACAUAAUGAAGCCAAAUGAAGUAAUAACCCGAUCAUUUAAGUUGUAUCCAACAACUGAUCAAGCUGCAAGAUAUGCUUGUUCAGCCAUACUGAAAGACUCAGAUUUUAGUGAAGUUGACAGAGCAGAGUGCCAAUUUACAACUACGGCUACUGUUAUUGAAAAUGGAUCACAGAUUCCAUUUCAACCUCCAAAGACCAGUAUAAAUGGUUUCUUUGAAUCAAUUGAAGUGCUGUGGAACAAACUUUGGACUGGUUUCGCAGAUUUCGUCACUGGAAAAAGUUGCAGAAGGAAGUGCUCUGGGUUUUUCGACUUCAGCUGCCAUAUACAAUAUAUCUGCAUGAGUUGGAUAUUGAUGUUUGGUCUGUUUCUAGCAAUCUUUCCAACAGCUAUAGUUCUACUCUGGCUUUUACAUCAAAAAGGACUCUUUGACCCUUUAUAUGACUGGUGGGAGGAUCACGUAUGGACUUAUGACAACAGAAGUGGACACAUAAGGAAGCAUCACAGAGAUGCCGAAAUGUCACUGGUCGACUUGAAGAGACAUCAUAGGCAUGAAAAGAGGCAUCACAAGCAGCACACUGAUACUCAUAGGAGGCGAAGUAGUCACGGUGAGCACAGGCACAAGACGAAACUAGGGGAAAGUGAUUACCAUUAUUAUCUUCACCAUGUUCAUAAGGACAAGCACAAGCAUGGAAGACUCAACAAAUCGGGAGUGUCGGAACAAGUUCACUUGAGUAGAAUGGAGAAGACGAAAAGAAAGAAAACCUAUGGGUAG